Colletotrichum lupini is the source of this 162-nucleotide messenger RNA. RefSeq lists its product as uncharacterized. The annotation marks the transcript as partial. The record is from RefSeq and is a predicted model, not a curated record. The transcript has a single exon. NCBI's taxonomy places the organism in Eukaryota, Fungi, Ascomycota, Sordariomycetes, Glomerellales, Glomerellaceae.
AAUUCUCUUACUAAAUUCCCCUUAUUUUUUAUACUAAAAAAGGGUAAAAAAUCAAAACCUAUUAUUAAUUAUAAAAAACUUAACGAAAUUAUAAAAAAGAAUUCCCCCCGACGGAGCAAUCCGCUAGGGCUGUAUUAUAUAUUACGUAUUAAAAAAAACUAA